This is a messenger RNA of Rotaria socialis, 783 nucleotides long. The record is from the annotation of a GenBank genome assembly. NCBI's taxonomy places the organism in Eukaryota, Metazoa, Rotifera, Eurotatoria, Philodinida, Philodinidae.
AUGUUUCUUCUUGGAUUACUAUUGUCCUCUUUUAAUCUAGCAUAUAGUUUACAUUGUACAGACAAUUGUUCAAUGAUUUAUCCAAUGAAUGAACUAUUUAUUAUGCCACCCAAUUGCAGUUAUGUAUCAGCCAAUCAUUGUUCAGUUAAACUUAUAUUUUGGUAUGAUCGUGGAAAUUAUAAUGUUACAUUUAUUGCUGAAUCAUCUUAUGAUAAUCAUAUUGAUGAUAAUAAACAUUUUGUUAUGAUUGAAGUGACUGGAAAUAAAUUUUUUUCCUACGAUAUUCAUCACAUAUGUAAAGAAACAGAUGAUUGUGCUCGUAGUUUUGCUGAAGAAAAAAUUAUUCAAAUGACUAAACGCUCGUAUAAUGUAACGAAUAUUUAUUCCGAUUUACGACGAUUAAUACAUCAAAAAUCUACUUUAUCGAGCGACUUAGCAUGUUUUGAUAUAAAUGAUGGUGUUCGUCAAUGUACUGUACCGGGAACGUCUGGUUCUUGUCAGAUUGUCGAUGAUUUAAUCAAACAUAAAUUUCAUAAACGUUUAUGCCUUCAUAGUACUCAGCAAUCUACUAGUCUUAACAUUUUCGAUACCGGUAGCGUUGCAAUGAUGACUGUCAGAUGUAACCGUAUGCUAUGCAAUGGACCAUUGACAAUAGCUGCUGUGAAAAAGAUACUGCAACAUCAUAAUAUUACUGAUAUUAAUGAUAGACUAUUGGGAAGCAGUGCAAAAAUGCUAUUGUCUCGUUAUUUAUUGGCUUUGACUAUGUUCGUAUUUUUUUUUUGA